Molecule: messenger RNA, 1116 nt
Organism: Salvia splendens (bonfire salvia)
Lineage: Eukaryota; Viridiplantae; Streptophyta; Magnoliopsida; Lamiales; Lamiaceae
Product: rust resistance kinase Lr10-like
Exons: 2
Coding region: 1-1116 (371 amino acids)
Biological process (GO): protein phosphorylation
Molecular function (GO): ATP binding; protein kinase activity
Source: RefSeq, a predicted model, not a curated record
AUGUGGCUCAAACUGAAUAGGGGAGUGAACUGCACAAAAGAAGAAAGAAGUCUAAGGUAUUCCUACUCGGACAUAAAGAAGAAAACUAAGAACUUUGAAGAUAAACUAGGACAAGGAGGCUUCGGUUCUGUUUAUAAAGGAAAGCUUCGAAGUGGCCAUCUUGUAGCAGUCAAAUUGCUCGGAAAAUCUGCAGCAAAUGGGCAAGACUUCAUCAAUGAAAUAGCAACUAUUGGAAGGAUCCAUCAUGUAAACAUUGUCCAGCUUGUUGGCUAUUGUGCCGAAAGAUCCAAACGUGCCCUCAUUUUUGAUUUUAUGCCAAAUGGUUUGCUUGACAAGUACGUCUUGAACCGAGAAAAAGCGUCUUCAUUGGAUUAUGAUAUGAAAUUUAAGAUUGCCGUUGAAGUGGCUCGAGGGAUUGAGUAUUUACAUCAUGGUUGUGACAUGCAAAUCUUACAUUUUGACAUCAAACCUCACAAUAUACUUCUUGAUGAUAAGUUCGUGCCAAAAAUAUCAGAUUUUGGGCUGGCAAAAUUAUGCACCGCAAACAAGGAGGCAGUGACAUUGACGGUUGCAAGAGGAACCAUAGGAUAUGUUGCUCCUGAACUUAUCAAUAGAAGUAUUGGCGUAGUGUCUUACAAGGUUGAUGUGUAUAGUUUUGGAAUGUUGUUGAUGGAAAUGGUAAACUUAAACAAAGACUUGACCGGGAAUAAUGAUGAAUCUAGUAAGUAUUUUCCAAACUGGAUUUACGACCACUUGAACCAAGGAGGUAGUGACAUUGACAUUGGAAAUGUUGAUGAAAAUGACGAUAGAAACAUUGGUCGUAAGAUGACUAUUGUUGCAUUAUGGUGCAUACAAAUGAAUCCUAACAAUCGUCCAUCAAUGAAUAAGGUGUUGGAGAUGUUAGAAGGUGAUGUCGAACAUCUCCAAACUCCUAAUUAUCCAGCGUAUAUGGCAAGAAAUGAGGAACAAAGUUGGGCUACAGAUUCCAAUGGUUCCUUAUCAUUGUUGCAUGAUGAUAAUAGUAGCAACAUUCUUGAAAUUAUUAGUAAUGCUCGAUAUAUUUCUGUUAUCAUUCAUUUGUACUUGAAACAAGUUCCUCUGGUUGUGUAUUUGUGA